Messenger RNA from Plectropomus leopardus (leopard coralgrouper), 2292 nucleotides. Lineage: Eukaryota; Metazoa; Chordata; Actinopteri; Perciformes; Serranidae. The record is from RefSeq and is a predicted model, not a curated record.
GGAGACACUCCUGAACUUGAGACAGAGGACAAGACUGGAGACUCUCCUGAACCUGAGACUGAUGACAGUGAUGAUUGGAAAGAGACCAGAGAACCAGGUUUGAACUCUCAGAAAAAUGAUGAAAUCUUCGUCAGUGAUUCUAGAUGUAGUGUUGAUAGCAAACCAUUUAGCUGCAGCAUGUGUGAAAAAAAAUUCGCCUCCAAGACAGAUCUGAAGAGACACAAGAGAAUUCAUACAGGAGAAAAACCUUUCAGCUGCUCUGUGUGCGAGAGAUCGUUUACACAGAGAGGACAUUUACAGAGACACAUGAGAACUCACACAGGAGAGAAACCAUUCAACUGCUCAGUUUGUAAGAAAACGUUUUGUUAUAGUGAACAUUUGCAGAGACACGUGAGGUGCCACACAGGAGAGAAACCUUUCUGCUGCUCUGAGUGUGAUAGAAGAUUCCCUCGCAAGGAGACCUUAGCUCAUCACAUGAGGAUCCACACAGGAGAGAAGCCUUUCAGCUGCAGUGUUUGUGACCAAAGAUUCACUUGGCUUUCACAGCUCAGAAACCAUCAGCGUGAUGUUCACAGCUCACAGCCUCAUGAAACUCAAACUGAGGAGUACAUAGGUGAAAAGUUUGAAACAGAAGUUGAUGGAGAGGACUGUGGUGAAUCAGAAUCACUCAGGAGCACAGAUCUAGAUGGACAUUUACAACCUAAAACUAAUGAAAAGACUGGAGACUCUCCUGAAACUGAGACUCAUGACAGUGAUGAUGUGAAGGAGACCGGAGAACCUCAGUCACGUUUAAACUCCCUGAAAAAUGUUGAAGUCCUUGUCAGUGAUUCAAGAUUUAAUUCUGAUGAGAAACCAUUUAGCUGCUAUGAAUGUGGGAAAAGAUACGGCCGCAAGCCAGAUCUCAAGAGACAUAUAAGCACUCAUACAGGAGAAAAACCUUUCAGCUGCUCAGAGUGUGACAAAAGAUUCAUCACCAAUACAGAUCUGAAGAGGCACAUGAGCACUCACACAGGAGAGAAACGUUCCAGCUGCUCCAUUUGUAAGAAAUCUUUUUCGCAGAAUUCACAUUUACAGUCACACAUGAGAUGCCACACAGGAGAGAAACCAUUUAGCUGCUCUGAGUGCGGAAAAAGAUUUAGCACCAAAACACAUCUGAAGCAACACAUGAGGUCUCACACAGGAGAAAAACCUUUCAGCUGCUCAGUUUGUAAGUUGUCUUUCACACAGAGUGGAAGUUUACAGAAACACAUGAGGCGCCACACAGGAGAGAAACCAUUCAGCUGCACAAAGUGCGGAAAAAGAUUUCCACGCAAGGAAAGCGUAGCUCAUCACAUGAAAACUCACACAGGAGAGAAACCUUGAUGUAUAAGGCUGUGGAGGACCAGAACCAGCCAGGAGCUCACAUCCAGAUACACACUGACAACCUAAGAUUUAUGACACGACCAGAUAAUCCUCCGAGCCAGAGACUAACCCCGAGGGUUGUUGCAGUAACAGCAAUAUUGCAGUGCUAUCGUGGGAUUGCUGCGUUUUUACCACACGCUAUAAAUGCCAGCAGCCGGACAGCCGCUGAGUGUUUAUUCUCCCCACUGCCUAAAAAGUACGUGACAUGCCUCCUCCUUUUGUACACCACUUCCCCUCUAACAAAUAAAAAAAGUCCUGUCGUUAUAUUUAAAUAUUCAUUUUUUAAUCCUGUUCGUAAUUCAUUAUUUUUAAAAAUAAUAUAAAAAAGCUAUAUAGUAAUGAAAAGAGCUGUUGAGUAUGGAUGAUCGUUUCAGAUAAGGCAUGGUCUUUAAAAGUUGUUUUUAAAGAUUUUUAAUAGUUAAACAGUAAAGCUUGUUUACAAAGCACUUAAAUCAGGAUAAAUGUAGUAAUUUGUAGAAAUAAAAAAUAAGGCAAUAAUGACACACGGUUCGUGCAGAUCCUUAAAAAGCUUUAAAAGACAUGGAAUUCAUUUAUCUAUAAAAGCUUUGAUUGGUAUUAACAUGACUUAAAUCAAUCUUUCAGCUUUCUUAAAAAUGCUCAGAUGUGGGAAGUAGGUUUUAUAAUUUAUUUUUUUCUAGCGCUGCAUUGUUAAAUCUCUAAAAUAUUAGUAAAAAUAUUUUUUUGUUAUAUAAUGUAAUAAAUUCUUCUUCUUGAACUGGUCACGCUGGGAAUCCAAACAGUGGAAUUUCACCCAGAAAUGCCAGAUAUUUCCUUCUUCUGCCGAUAAGCCCGAUAGAUCUGUUUAUGGUACUAUAAAACAUUAUCGUUGUCCAUGACUUCCACUUUUAAAUUAUUCUUUUAAUAUUUUGU